AUGGAUAAUUUAUUAAAAUACAGAAAAUUUAUUGUUUUAGAAAUACUACUGAUUAUAUGUACAUAUAGAAUAAUUUCAAAUAUUUUUAAUAAUUUAUUAAAUAAGGAUUGUACAAAAAGAAACAUAUAUGUAGAAGGAUAUAACUGGAAUGUAUUAGAAAAAUGGAAAUCAAUAAAUAAAAAGGAAAAAUUAGAAUAUAAAAUAAAUUAUAAUAUUGGGUUAAGUAUAGAUGCAGAAAUUGGUGAUUUUGGUGAUUAUAAUUCAGAUGUAAAAACUGAUCUAAUUUUAUAUAGAUAUGAUGAAGAUAAAUUAGUUAGUACUAUAUUUGUGUACAUAUUUAGUGUGAAAGAAAAUAAAUUUGUUUAUUUUACUGAAGUUAGCUUUCAAGGAAAAAUUAUCAAUAUUACAGCAAUAGACUUAAAUUUCGAUGGCUCCUUAGAUAUUUUAGUUUUAUUUUCUGAUCCCCAAAAUAGUAGUAGUAAUAAAUAUUAUAUAUGUGCCUUUUUUCAAAAUGAAAAUGAACACUUAGAAGAAGCAUGGAAUUCAAAAAAAAAAGAAGAAUUAAAUGAAAGUAUAUCAUAUAAUGAGAAAAAUGAUAUAUAUUAUUCUAAUAUACAUCCACUAGUUUGUGAUAUAAAUAAUGAUGGAUUACCCGAUAUUAUCGGUCAGCAAAUAAAUAGUAAUAACUCUUUUUUUAGGUUUGUUUGGAUUAAUAAUAAAACUGGUUUUAAAAGUAUUCUGUGGGAAAAUAUGGAUAUUUUUAAAUAUAAAGAAUUGGGUGAGAUUAGUAACCCUAAUUCUAGUGCUAUAGUAGAUAUAAAUGGAGAUUGUAAAUCGGAUUUAGUAUUUACUAUAAUAAAUAAUGAAAAUAAAAUUUCUUUAGAGAUUUGGUUAAAUAAAAUUGUAGAUGGCAAAAGUGUAUAUAUAAAAGAUGCUAAGAAUUAUGUUCUUCCCGUAAACUCUCUGCAAGUUUUAUUUGGUGAUUUUAAUGCAGAUGGAUCAAUUGAUUUAGUUGUACCUACUUGUGUUAAAAAACCUCUAUGUAAUAAUUGUUGUGUUCAGGAUGAUAAAAUUUACUUUAUUCCAAAUAUACAAAAAAAAAUAUGUGAUAAAUCAUGGAAAAAAGUAGAUGAAACCAAAUGUAGACCUGCAUCUAAUUUAUGUUCAGAAAGUGAUUUUGAGUUUAAGGAAAAUUUAAAUAAUGAUUUUAUAUCUAUAGUCGAUAUGAAUGAUUUACAUUUAUCUGGAAAUUCUAAUUAUCCUUAUUAUUUGAGUGUUGGCGAUAUAGAUAAUGAUGGUUAUUUAGAUUUAUUAAUAACAUUAAGAAAUGAUAAAGGUAAUAAAUAUGUAAGAAUAUAUAAAAAUGAGUUCAAAGAAUAUGAUGAACAACAUGGUUUAGAAAUAAGAGGUUUUUAUAAUUUUUAUCAAUUUGUUACUUCACCUAAUGAAUCAGUAACUGAUGUAUAUAAUGCAGCAUUUUUUGAUAUUUUUGAAAAUGGUGUUUUAGAUAUAUUAAUAUUUGGAAAGUAUAUAAAUGAUAAUAAAAAAACUAAAUAUGCGGCUGUUGGAUUCGUAAGGGAUAAUGAAACAGAUUCUUUAUUUUUAAAGUCUACUGCAUUAAAUGGAAUAUGUGUAAAUGAUUGUUAUCAGAAAAAUGAAAAAAUUAUAACUAAAACAUUUGGUGGGAAUGCGCAUGGUCCAGCAUUUAAAAUAACAGUAAUUGAUGUUAAUGGAAUUAAAACAAGUAGAAUUGGAAUUCAAAAAAGUCAGUCAGCUCACUCUCCACUUCAACUACCUUAUGUUUUUUUUGGUUUAGGUAGAACAAGCAAUUAUGUAGAAGAAUUUUAUGUAGGUAUGCCAACGCAUGAAAAGAAAUAUUUUAAUAUGUGGGUUUCUAUAAUUCCGAAUUCUCACAUUAUUGUUAUUCCUUAUCCUUUAAAUGAUUCUAAUAAAUGGCAAAUUCAACUUUCUGUGAAUCCUUCAAAAAAAAUUUAUUCCAUAAUAUAUAUUACUCUUAUAUGCUUAACUGUUAUUGGAAUACUUAUUUUUAUUCUAGACAGAAAAGAAAAAAUUGAAGAUUCAAAGGAUGAACUUGGAUUUAAAAGUCAUUUCGUUAUAGGAUAA
This is a messenger RNA of Plasmodium relictum, 2124 nucleotides long. RefSeq names its product conserved Plasmodium protein, unknown function. The record is from RefSeq and is a predicted model, not a curated record. The transcript has a single exon. Bases 1 to 2124 code for a protein of 707 amino acids. Lineage: Eukaryota; Apicomplexa; Aconoidasida; Haemosporida; Plasmodiidae. Gene Ontology annotation, cellular component: plasma membrane.